AUGUCCCCUGACCCCACGCUAGAGCCUACGGUCCCCGGAGAAGAGCCAGAGGAGGUUGACGAAGGCGAGGAGAGCGAUGAAUAUGAAGUUGAGGGCGAAGAAGAAGAGCAAGGCGACUCGUCCCACCCAGUUGGAGCUGAAGAAGACGAUGAAGAUGAGGAGGGAGAGGAAGGAGGUCCCGCAUCAAAGAAUGUUGAGUUAUCGGUACAGAGCAAACCAAGUUUGACGGCGCUACUGGUUGGCGAGAAUGGGACGUCAGUCUCAGCUGCUGCUGAGGACGAGGACGCCGAGGACGACGACGAGUAUUUCGAGGAAGACGAAGAAGAGCCUCCCACUUCUGCUGGCGGCUUGAAACGUUAUGCGGACGAAAUCAGCGAAGGAGACGAAGAGGAGGAGGAAGAGGAUGGCGGAGCCGCAAAGAGGGCACGAGUCGGCUGA
Suillus bovinus is the source of this 438-nucleotide messenger RNA. RefSeq lists its product as uncharacterized. The record is from RefSeq and is a predicted model, not a curated record. The coding region runs from base 1 to 438 and encodes 145 amino acids. The transcript is spliced from 4 exons. Lineage: Eukaryota; Fungi; Basidiomycota; Agaricomycetes; Boletales; Suillaceae.